AUGGCUAGCACCAUAGCAGAUACGAGAAGGCUUUUUAGCAAGCCACAGAACCUUAAUGAUGCCUAUGGGCCACCAAGUAACUUUUUAGAGAUUGAUGUUAGCAACCCUGAGACUGUCGGCGUGGGCAGGAGCAGAUUUACCACGUAUGAAGUCAGACUGAAGACAAACCUGCCCAUCUUUAAGCUCAAGGAGUCAUCUGUACGGCGACGGUACAGUGACUUUGAGUGGCUUCGAGCUGAGCUGGAGCGGGAGAGCAAGGUGGUCGUCCCUCCUCUUCCCGGUAAAGCUCUCUUCCGGCAGCUUCCAUUCCGUGGAGACGACGGCAUCUUCGACGACAAUUUCAUCGAGGAGCGACGACAAGGACUGGAGCAAUUUCUCAACAAAGUGGCCGGUCACCCUCUGGCCCAGAACGAGCGCUGUCUCCACAUGUUCCUUCAGGAGGACUCCGUGGACAGGAACUACACCCCAUCCAAAAUCCGGCAAGCUUAG
Knipowitschia caucasica is the source of this 489-nucleotide messenger RNA. NCBI's taxonomy places the organism in Eukaryota, Metazoa, Chordata, Actinopteri, Gobiiformes, Gobiidae. The record is from the annotation of a GenBank genome assembly.